Plectropomus leopardus (leopard coralgrouper) is the source of this 1934-nucleotide messenger RNA. Its product is annotated as P2Y purinoceptor 1-like. Gene Ontology annotation, cellular component: membrane. The record is from RefSeq and is a predicted model, not a curated record. Lineage: Eukaryota; Metazoa; Chordata; Actinopteri; Perciformes; Serranidae. Gene Ontology annotation, biological process: G protein-coupled receptor signaling pathway. Gene Ontology annotation, molecular function: neuropeptide receptor activity.
UCUUGUUGCUUUCACAUAAGGAUUGUUUUGCACGACGCACGAGUAGUGUUCGGUGUGAGCGAGAAGAGAUCACUGGCUGCUGUUUUACUUUUUAGGGGAAGUUCAUAUUGAAUUAAAGGAACUAUUAAAACCAGCGGGAACCCGAGUCAUGUCUGGAAAUAUCACCUGCGAGAGCAUAAACCUGAACUUUACGCACAGCUUUCUGCCGCCCGUCUUCGUUACUGUGUUUGUUGUCGGGACGCUGUCAAACAUCUGGGGGCUGAGGAGUGUGUACCACAGCUGGAACAAAAUCGGGAGCAUCAACAUCUUCAUGUUGAACCUGGGGGUGGCGGACCUGCUCUACCUGUCCACCCUGCCCUUCCUCGUGUACUAUUACGCGCACAAUAGCGUCUGGCCGUUCGAGCAGCCUUUCUGCAAGGUGACCCGCUUCUCCUUCAACCUGAACCUGUACGGCAGCAUCGGCUUCCUCACGUGCAUCAGCAUCUACAGGUACCUGGGCAUCGUGCACCCCAUGAAAGUAAUGGGAAAAAUUACCAGCCGACACUCGCUGGCCAUCAGCGCGCUGGUGUGGCUUCUCGUCAUUCUUCAGAUCCUCCCCGACAUGUUCUUCGACAAGAAUGAUCGAGAGCACUCAAAUGCGUGUUUCGACACCACCUCCAAAGACCUGAUCAGACGCUACCUGCCCUACAGCAUCGGCUGGACCGUCACAGGGUUCGCCAUCCCGCUGCUGAUCAUCCUGGCGUGUUAUGGACACGUCGUCGUGGUCCUUGCCAAAAAAGCAAACAUUAACCCUUUACUGAAGCAGCGGUGUUUGAAACUGGUCGUGAUUCUGGUGAUACUGUUCUCUAUCUGUUUCAUCCCCUACCACGUGUUCCGAAAUCUUAAUCUGAGCACCAGGAUUUCAAAAGAAGAUGGGAUUUGCUACCCCAGUUUUCGCGACAUCUACAUUGCGCACCAGGUGGGCAGAUGUCUGGCGUGUCUAAACAGCGCAAUAAACCCGCUGAUUUAUAUUGUUGGAAAUGAUGAUUUCCUCAUGAAGCUGCACAACCUCAACAGGCGGGCCCGGCUGUCUCUGGCCGGCCUCAGAGGCGCAGUCAUCUACCGCAAAUCCGUGGAGGCGGACUCGCCGCCAGAGACGCGCGUAAACACGGACUUGUUGAAUGGAUGAAACACACCAUCGGUUCACCUGUGUCACCCUUCCGAGCGGCUCUUUCCAUGCCUAUCACCCGCCCAGAACUUCCACAUUUCCGGAAGCGAAGUACAAUAAAGAGCGAUGGUUUGCGAGAUAUUAAACUUAUUAUGAGAGAGGAAAUCAGAUGGAGGAUUUUCUCUGUAGCUACUGAACAACAGACAGAACGCGCUUUUUGCAGCUGAAAUACAUGUUAGCAUCUCAUUCUGUGCACUUAUUUAUUGUACCAGUAUUGUACCAAGGUGCUGUUGAUAUUUCUUUUGCACUUGUGUCUAACUGUGUUGGUGUCCAGUGGCUGCACAGUGCAGGUGGAAAGGAACAGUCAUAUCCAUGUAUUGUGCCUGAGCUAUGCCAGGGACUUGUUUAUAGUGUGCGAUAUGCUGAACCACCUUUGCACUGUUACAGAUGAAGCUUUUGACAGCCUUGGCAGUGGUUUGUGUUUUCCAGGCUUUAUGUGAAACUGAAACUCGGUUAAAGGCUUCAGAACAGAGGCACAGCCUUAUAUUGCAAGUUUGUUAAGAGAAUAUAUAGAUGGAUAUAUUUAUAUUUUAUAUACUUAAUAAGGAGCUGCAACAGUUAUGUCAGUGCUGUAAAUGUGGAGAAGAUGUUAAGUAAAAGAACAAAUGUCACACUGUAUAAAUGUAUUAAUUACAAGUGAAAGUAUUGUAUGUUCAAAUGUUAACUUAAAUAAAAAUACAAAAGUAUUAUGAACAUAUCACAAAUUAAAGUAGGCUACUCAUUAUGC